AUGGUCUGGAAUGAUAUUGGGGCGAUGGUCAUGAAAAAUGCGCUGUUCGCCUAUGGACAAUCUGGCUGUGGCAAGUCCUAUUCAGUGGUGGGUGAUCCACCCAAUCUGGGAAUUAUCCCGCGGGCAGUCCAGGCAGUGUAUGAGGUUGUAGAUGGGAACACGAACCCCGAUGUCAGAUACCACGUUGAGAUUGCCAUGCUGGAGGUUUACAUGGACGAGGUGUAUGACCUCUUGGAACCUCGGAAAAAGGACAGGCAGAAGUUGAAUGUGUUCCACAACAAGGGCGAGGUCUUCAUCUAUGACCCGAAAGACCGCAAGAACAUGGACAAGAUUUGGAGAGCAUGCAGCAACCAUGAGAAGGCAGAAUCAUUUCGGAAGAUGGGUGAUGCAAAUCGAUCAAUUCGAGCCACUGGUAUGAAUCCAGAGUCGUCUCGCGGGCAUACGCUCUUCAUUGUCCGAUUCCGGAAGGAGGCCAAAAGAGGCGGCUGGGUGGAAGAAUUCCGUUCAAAACUGUGCCUGGUGGAUUUGGCCGGCAGUGAAAGAGCUCACGACACAGGCUUGACUGGCGUUGGCCUCGAAGAGGGCAUUGCCAUCAAUCAGUCGUUGUCGGCUCUUGGACAAUGCCUGGUGCAGCUCUGCAAGGGUGAGCGGGUCAACUACUCGGACAAGCUCACGCGGCUUUUGUCCGAGAGCUUGGGUGGCAACGCUGUCACGGUGAUGAUUGCAGCCCUGUCUCCAGCUGACAUAAACUACAAUGACACGCUGUCUACGCUUCGAUUCGCUGACAAUGCGAAGAAGAUGCCAGUCAAGGUCAAGAAGCAGCUGGACCCCACUGCUGAGCUCAUUAAGCAGCUGCAGGAAGAGAAUGCCAAGCUUCAGGCACAGCUUACAUCGAUGGGUAGCGAGGAGAUUGAGAAAGAACGCCGCGAGUGGGAGGCUGCGGCAGACGCGAAGGCUGGGCAGAAGGUUGCAGAUUCGCAAAAGGCUCUUGAAGAGAUGAAGGCCAACGCCGAGUCUGACGUACGAGUCCGCCUUGCUCGCGCCAAGACGGGUGCAGUGGAUCUCAACCCCACCGUCGAAGAGCUCGAGGCGAAAGUGCAAGAGCUCGAGUCGCAAAAGGGUGACAGUGAUUCGAAGCUGGAGGAGCUCAACGCAGAGAUCGACCGCCUUCAGGCGAAGAUACAGGAGCUCGGCGGCCCCGAGGCCUGA
Molecule: messenger RNA, 1209 nt
Organism: Symbiodinium necroappetens
Lineage: Eukaryota; Dinophyceae; Suessiales; Symbiodiniaceae
Source: the annotation of a GenBank genome assembly